CGCGCGCCACUGCGGCCCUGCUAUAUAAACCCCGCGCCCUUCCUGAUUCAAUCAUUCCCUGCUGACGCAUCGUGCGCGCAUGACGCUCUGUAUUUAAUCGUAGCUCUGUAAAUACGUAGUCGUAACUUGUUUAGUUAAGUUCGUAGUAUAACAGUAGUACAUAAAUAGUUAAAAUGUGUUUGGCUAAGGAUGACACACAAUCGCCGCAGAAGGAGGUCCCGUCACCUCGCUCGCCGUGGGCAAAGCUUCUAAACCGUCAGAACUCCAAACCACGGCUUCCCCGAAAAGUGACGUCCUCUACGCGGGUUAAUCUUAAUAAGUGCUGGUCCAAGUUAGGAGAGUUGAUCUCGAACUCGGGCCCCCGCACUGACCUACCAUCGCACAAGACUGCCUACCCCGAGGAACCUGUUGUGGUGCCUUUCUCGGAGUUCUUCUACCCGGUGGACCCGGUCAAACCGGUGCCCGUCGAGGAAAACGACAACGCUGAGAACCAGAACAUUGUAAACAAUCGCUUCGAGCUCAUCAACGAGGACAUGGAGAUCAGCGACAACAUGGCCAAUGAAGUGAGAGAGAUCUGCUACUCGGCCGCUAAAGACUGCUUCGUAUGUAAACUUUGUUACUAGUAAUAACGACCUUCGCUUCGAUUUCUUCCUUCGGUUCUUAAAUUCAGUGAAAACAAAAUCUCGUCUUCCAACAGUAGUUGUAAACGUGCUCAGCAGCACAGAUCCAAUGUCUUCCAUUAGACUUAGUGAUGUGAUGUGCAGCGCCUCAGCCUUUGUGAUUUAGCGAGUAAUGUUUGUGAUCUCUAGUAGAUAUACCUGGGGCGCUGCGUCGUCGUUUAAAAUUAGUGUAACAGUAAAUUGUCACAAGUUUUGGUAGACAGCUUUAAUGAACUGCACUGUAAUUAUCAUUGCACCAACCUGGCUCUAACCUAAACUUCUAUUGCGUAACAAUUUUGCUUUUAUUUCUGUUUCUAAAUCGAAUGUCUUCCAUUAGAGUUAAGUUUUGUCUGUGAUACCAGAGUUUAUAUAUCGGUUGAAAGCUUUAACUAGAUGUAAGGAGAAUCUAUUAGUUUAAGCAGAGUUUAUUAGAAUUAGUUUAGUUGUUCACUAGGUCUUUUAAAAUCACUGUUUAUCGUUAAGGAUCUUUAGUGUCUGAUUUCUUUUUAAUUGUAUUUCAUGUGAUAUUUAGAAUUCUAAGUGAACUUUAUUAGGUUAGGUGUUGAUAUGAACACAACAUAUCAAUGUAUCGAAGCUUUAAUAGUUUUUAAGGUUUUAAAUUUAAGUAAAAUCAUCGAACUUCCAUUUGGUUUAAUUUUGUAUUUUAAGUUUUUUUUGGCUAAAUUCUUUCUCAUUUGUAAGUUUCGCAGAAGUAGGCCGAACGUGCCAAUCUUAAUAAGUUAAGUGUAGUUAUAACUUAGUUAAGUUUAAGUUAAGUUACUUUGUCUAAUUUGAUGAAUUCUUCCUUUUGUGUCAAUUUUUAAGGUUUUUUUUUGUAUUUUGUGUUUACUUUUUAUCCUUUAGUUAAGUAAUUUAGUUAGUAAAGCACUCGUAUCUUACUAAUAUCGUUAAGAAUUCAAGACUUUCGUUUGAUCUCCGAUUCUUAAUAAACAUUAAUUUGUAAUAA
Molecule: messenger RNA, 1626 nt
Organism: Trichoplusia ni (cabbage looper)
Lineage: Eukaryota; Metazoa; Arthropoda; Insecta; Lepidoptera; Noctuidae
Exons: 2
Coding region: 174-623 (149 amino acids)
Source: RefSeq, a predicted model, not a curated record